AUGACGUCUACCUGCACCAACAGCACGCGCGAAAGCAACAACAGCCACACGUGCGUGCCCCUGUCCAAAAUGCCCAUCAGCCUGGCGCACGGCAUCAUCCGCUCGAGCGUGCUGCUCGUCUUCCUCGCCGCCUCCUUCGUGGGCAACGUCGUGCUGGCGCUCGUGUUGCAGCGCAAGCCGCACCUGGUGCAGGUCACCAACCGCUUCAUCUUUAACCUCCUCAUCACCGACCUGCUGCAGAUUUCGCUCGUGGCCCCCUGGGUGGUGGCCACCUCCGUGCCCGUCUUCUGGCCUCUCAACACCCACUUCUGUACCGCCCUGGUGAGCCUCACUCACCUGUUCGCCUUCGCCAGCGUCAACACCAUCGUGGUGGUGUCCGUGGAUCGCUACCUGUCCAUCAUCCACCCCCUCUCCUACCCCAAUAAGAUGACCCACCGCCGGGGCUACAUGCUCCUCUAUGGCACCUGGAUCGUGGCCAUCCUGCAGAGCACACCCCCCCUCUACGGGUGGGGCCAGGCUGCCUUUGACGAGCGCAACGCCCUCUGCUCCAUGAUCUGGGGGGCCAGCCCCAGCUACACCAUUGUCAGCGUGGUGUCCUUCAUCAUCCUCCCACUGGUCGUCAUGAUCGCUUGCUACUCCGUGGUGUUCGGGGCCGCCAGGCGGCAGCACGCCCUGCUCUACAACGUCAAGAGCCACAGCCUGGAGGUUCGAGCCAAGGAUCGGGUGGAGACCGAGGACGAAGAGGGAGAGAGGAAGGAUGCUUGCCAGGGCCAGCACGGAGGUGAGGUGGAGGCCGAGGAGGGUGGCGUGGAGGCCAAGGAUGGCAGCAAGCAGGCCAAGGAAGGGCGCAUGGAGACCAGUGAGGGUAGCGCGGAGGCCAAGGGCAGCGAGGAGGUCCCGGAGAGCAGCCUGGUGGCCGGCAAAGGCAGCUCGGAGGGCAAGGAAGCUGGUGGCGUACCUGCAGGCAGCACGAAGGGGGACAAGGGCCGCGCAGGGGUCGACCAGUGCAACAUUGACUUGGGCGAAGAUGAUGUGGAGUUUGACAUCAAUUUCAGCGAGGACGACAUCGAGGCAGUGAACAUCCCCGAGAGCCUCCCAGCCAGUCGUCGAAACAGCGCCAGUGACCCUCCCCUGCCCAGCUGCUACCAGUGCAAAGCUGCGAAAGUGAUCUUCCUCAUCAUUUUCUCCUACGUGCUCUCCCUGGGGCCCUACUGCUUUCUAGCCGUUCUGGCCGUGUGGGUGGAUGUCCAGACCAAGGUACCCCAGUGGGUGAUCACCAUAAUAAUCUGGCUUUUCUUCCUGCAGUGCUGUAUCCACCCCUACAUCUAUGGCUACAUGCACAAGACCAUCAAGAAGGAAAUCCAAGACAUGCUGAAGAAAUUCUUCUGCAAGGAGAGACCCCCUAAAGAAGCCAGCCACCUGGACCUGCCCGGAAUGGAAGCCGGCACAGAGGGAGGGACUGAAGGCAAGACCGUCCCUUCCCGUGAUUCUGCUACUUCGCCUUGA
Suricata suricatta (meerkat) is the source of this 1506-nucleotide messenger RNA. It is a transcript of the gene GPR101, whose product is annotated as G protein-coupled receptor 101. The transcript has a single exon. Gene Ontology annotation, molecular function: G protein-coupled receptor activity. Lineage: Eukaryota; Metazoa; Chordata; Mammalia; Carnivora; Herpestidae. Gene Ontology annotation, cellular component: membrane. The record is from RefSeq and is a predicted model, not a curated record. Gene Ontology annotation, biological process: adenylate cyclase-activating adrenergic receptor signaling pathway. Bases 1 to 1506 code for a protein of 501 amino acids.